Plectropomus leopardus (leopard coralgrouper) is the source of this 3347-nucleotide messenger RNA. RefSeq names its product protein-glutamine gamma-glutamyltransferase 2-like. Gene Ontology annotation, cellular component: mitochondrion. Gene Ontology annotation, molecular function: protein-glutamine gamma-glutamyltransferase activity. Gene Ontology annotation, biological process: peptide cross-linking. The record is from RefSeq and is a predicted model, not a curated record. NCBI's taxonomy places the organism in Eukaryota, Metazoa, Chordata, Actinopteri, Perciformes, Serranidae.
AUUCUCAUCAGCGCCCUGUGGAGGAGGAGGAGCCUGCUGUCUUUUCUUCAGUCACCCGUCACUCCUGCUGUCAGACCACAGACUACAGGCAAGACAUGACAUACAACAGCAGAGGCACUCACAGCAGCACCUGCCAACUGAAGUUUGUCAACUUCGAGUUUAAUGAAAACCACAGUUCCCAUGAGACAGAGGGGCUCAGCGAAAAGCACCUGGUGCUGCGACGAGGGAAACCGUUCAAAGUGACUCUGCACUUUCGUGGCCGGCCAUGGAACCCUCACACAGAGUGCCUGAUCCUGGAGGUCUGGCUAGGCGGUCUGUCGGAGACUAUCCCGGUUCAGUUCUCUGAUGAGCCAUCUGACCCUGAAAACUGGUCAGCCAAAAUCUACCCAGGCGACAUGCAUCAUCACUCUGUCACCAUCUACGUCUGCUCCCCUGUUCAGUCCUCAGUGGCAAUGUACCACCUCCUACUCCACAUCAUGACCUACCAGAGCAGAAGGAGCUACAGAUUAGGGAACUUUGUGCUGCUCUGCAACCCUUGGCUGGCUGAUGAUCCAGUGUACAUGCCAAUGGAUGCCCAAAUAGAAGAGUACAUCAAAAGUGAUUACGGGCAGGUGUACAUGGGCACCCAUCUUAACAUGACUAGCCGGCCCUGGUCCUUUGGUCAGUAUGAGCCUGGAGUCCUGGAGGCAUGUCUGACGCUCCUGCAGGUCAGCCCCCAGCACCUCAAGGACAAGAACAAUGACUACAUCCUACGAUCAGACCCCGUUUACCUCAGCAGAGUGAUCUGCGCUAUGGUGAACUGUAAUGAUGACCUGGGAAUUCUGCAGGGGAAGUGGCAGGGCAGCUAUGAAGGUGGCGUCUCUCCUACAGAGUGGAGCAGCAGCGCUGACAUCCUUCAGCAAUGGGUCUCAUCCAAAUGCAAGCCCGUGUGCUUUGGACAGUGCUGGGUCUUUGCGUCUGUCCUCUGCACAGUGAUGAGAGUGUUGGGGAUUCCCUGCAGGGUGGUGACAGUCUUUAACGCAGCCCAUGAUGGCAAUGGCAACACGACAAUCGAAGAAUAUUACUCCAGCACAGGGGAAAAGCUCAACAUGUCAAAGGACAGCAUUUGGAACUUCCAUGUGUGGACGGAGUGCUGGAUGAAGAGACCAGACCUCGGUGCAGGAUUUGAUGGCUGGCAGGUUGUGGACCCGACCCCCCAGGAAAAGAGUGCAGGGAUAUUUUGCUGUGGCCCUUGCCCAGUAGUUGCCAUCCAGCAACGUUGCCUCCGUGCCCCCUAUGAUGCGCCAUUCAUCUAUGCCUCUGUUGACGCUGACGUCAUAAGGCUGAUCGUGCGCAAAGGACUGGUGGUGGGGCGGAGGGUGGACAGCAAGUGCGUGGGACAGCUGAUCUACACCAAGAGUAUCAACUCAGACACCCCAGAGAAUCUGACACAGAUUUAUAAGAUGAAGAAAAAAAGGAAACCAACAACCACUGGCAGAAACUCAGUCAUGAGAGCAAUGGAGUGCACUGGAAAUACUGGUCCACAGUUUCCUGCAGCGAUGUGCGUUAGAAGUGCUGGUCCACAGUCCCCUGAAAUGCCUGAGUUUGGAAAUACUGGUCCACAGUUUCCUGCAGCGAUGUGCGUUAGAAGUGCUGGUCCACAGUCCCCUGAAAUGAUUCUGUGUAGCCAAUCUGGUCCACUCUCCCCUCCAGGUGAAGAAGGAGGACCGUCAUCCAGUUUGGAUGUGUCCCUAAAGAUAGAGGGGAUGCCAUCAUUGGGUGAGAGCAUUGAAGUGAGUGUGAUGGUCACAAACCAGUCAGGCAGCCCCAGAGUCCUCGUGGAAUUCCUGAACGCUCAGCUGAAGGAUUACAACAGCAACCCGCAGGAGACCUUCUGGAAGACACACAAAGAAGUGCGCAUACAGCCGGGCGAAGUUCUGAAGCUCACCCACAAAAUCCCUCCUUCUGCUUACGAGUCGGUCGUGACAGGCGAUGACAUUGUGAACUUGGCAGUGGUGAUAAAGGAUGUGACGACCAAAGAAAGGGUCCUGGACAUGCAGGAGUUCAACAUAAAAUCACCACAGAUUAACAUCGAGAUCGAAGGAGGGGACAGCAUCCAGAUGAAGAAGGAGCACACAGCCCGGGUGUUCUUCAUCAACAAAUUCACCAAAUCUCUGAGUGGAGCUGUGCUGACUGUGGAGGGCUCUGGAUUGUUAAAGGGCAAACAUGAAGCCAGACUGUCUCUCAUGCAGCCAGGAGAGAAGAUAGAGAAGACGGUGUCCAUUAUGGCCACUUCACCCGGGACUAAACUCCUAAAGGCCUCUUUCUCACACAGCAACAGCUCCAAAGUCGUUUGCAGGAGCUUCCAAAAAGUCUCUGUCAAGCGUGCAUGACCCUGAAGAGUCCAUCCUCCCACAAGCUUCAACAAAACAAAACAAUGCAAAACAAUGCAAAACAAUACGUUGCACUUAGGCAAUCAACAAGCUUUUUUUAUUCUUUUAGUAUUUGUUUUUGCAAACACAUCUCAGGCCAAAACAACAUGUUUGUAUUUUUCUGCUAAAGGUAUACAGGUAGUCUCUAUUCAGUAAUCCAUAGUAAAUAAUUUUAUGCUUUUUAUAUGGGAUCAUACAAUAUUUUGGUAUUUUACUAUACAUAAUGUCAUGCUUUAAAAGUGAUUUAAUACAAGAUUAUGCUUAUAAAUGCAUACGUGUACUAAACAAGUGGUUCCCAACAGGUGUUUUGCCGUCCAAAAGUGGGUCAAGGGUUCAUUCUGAAUGGACCGCAAGUGACUAGUGAACGUGUCAUGUUUGUGAAAAAUGCGCUUUAUUUUGAGGUACAGUAAAUUUCCAGCACAGAGCUUUUAUUUGGAAGUGCCAUUUCUGUCAACUCUUUACAUUUUAUGAAAAAAUUUAAAUAUGUGGUAAUUUCAACAUUAAACUAAUGACUAAGGAGAAAUAUGAACCCCGUAGCUGGACCAGUUAGGAACCACUGAAUUAUACUACACCCAGAAACACAGUUUAUGAUUGUAGUAUUUCUGGGUUGUAAUAUUGUAUUUUUUUUUUUUUUGGUUUAUUUUGUCUUUUAAAUCAAAUUUUCUUGGAGAUACAAGCAUACAUCUCCAUGACAACUGGGUAAACUCCCUCCGCUGAUGAAGUCUGUACAAUGUACUUCUGUCUGGUUACCACACAGAUGGGCUGGACUAGAUUGUCACCUAAAAAUGGCCAAUUUUGGCUCAUAAAUGAAUGCGUAUUUCUCUUUGCUCUGAAUGUUCAUAUAUAGAAUAAUAGACACAGUAUAUUUUGCAACAGAUAUGAUUCUUUUUCAACAUCUUUUUGUGACGUAUGAAUAAAAUGUUAAUGUAAUGUUAA